Ilex paraguariensis (yerba mate) is the source of this 861-nucleotide messenger RNA. NCBI's taxonomy places the organism in Eukaryota, Viridiplantae, Streptophyta, Magnoliopsida, Aquifoliales, Aquifoliaceae. The record is from the annotation of a GenBank genome assembly.
AGUGGCUGUAGGAUUUUUAGCGGGCCAGCUGAGCUUCGCCACUUUGAAACCCUAGUUGAGCCCGGUUCGAACUAAGAUAAAAUCCUCCUCGUCUUCCUCAUCGUUUUCCUCUCCUCUUCUGUUUUCUCUGAUUGCUGGAGAGAGAAAAUUGUAGUUAUGUCUGACGAGGAGCACCACUUCGAAUCAAAGGCCGACGCUGGAGCAUCCAAGACCUAUCCCCAACAAGCUGGUACUGUCCGAAAGAACGGUUACAUCGUCAUUAAAGGCCGUCCCUGCAAGGUUGUUGAGGUCUCUACCUCCAAAACAGGCAAGCAUGGACAUGCCAAGUGUCACUUUGUGGCGAUUGAUAUUUUUAAUGGCAAGAAGCUUGAAGAUAUUGUCCCAUCAUCUCACAACUGUGAUGUUCCUCAUGUUAAUCGUACUGACUAUCAGCUGAUUGACAUCUCUGAAGAUGGUUUUGUGAGUCUUUUAACUGAAAAUGGUAACACCAAAGAUGACCUGAGGCUUCCAACCGAUGAGAAUCUGCUAAGCCAGUGGUCUGCCAGGCGACCACCCUUGGUUGUUGCAUUUUUUGUGCUGAGGUUGGGACACUCCAAUCUCUACCCUUCCCUUUAUCUCUACUCCAAACAGUGGCUUGGUGAUUUAGUGUUUGUGUGCAAGGUGGGCAGUCUCUUGUUGUUGGGUGGCGGUGGUGCUCAAUGGCUGUCGAGUUUCUGGCGGUUAUGGGUGGUGCAGUGGAGGUGUUGUUGCAAUGAGAUUAAAGAUGGGUUUGCUGAAGGGAAAGACCUUGUGGUUAGUGUCAUGUCGGCCAUGGGAGAAGAACAAAUCUGUGCCCUCAAGGACAUAGGCCCAAAGAACUAA